This is a messenger RNA of Tetrahymena thermophila SB210, 675 nucleotides long. RefSeq names its product zinc finger, C3HC4 type (RING finger) protein. The transcript has 5 exons. The record is from RefSeq and is a predicted model, not a curated record. Lineage: Eukaryota; Ciliophora; Oligohymenophorea; Hymenostomatida; Tetrahymenidae.
AUGAGUGAUAUUUACAUGAAAUUCAACGAAUAACAAAUGACAUCUAAUAAGUAUUUUGACUGCUUCAUAUGCAAAGAUAUUCUUCUUAAGCCAGUCACUCUAAUUUGUGGCCAUUCCUUUUGCAGUCACUGCAUUAAAAACGAAGUCAGCGAAGUAAUAAACUGCAGCUGCCCUAUUUGCAAACGCUUCAUUUUAGUUUCUCCUCAUGAAUUCAGCAUAAACUUAAUCAUGGAUAAGAUAAUCAGAACGCUCCAUUAAAAUAAUUAAAAUUACAUUGAGAAAGAAAGAUACAUAAAGCUAGCAGAAUAUUAGGCACAGAAUCAAGACACAUUAAUGAAAAAAAUUAACAAAGGAUGGGAAAAACUUUGCUUCUUGAUCUCGAUAAUAAAGAAAUACAUUCCUCUCAUUACAUCUAUUUUACUGGCACUUGGAUUCUACUUAUUUAAUAGAUACCGUAAACACAUGUUUAAAGUAGAGCAAAACUAUCAAAAAUAAAUUACAAAAAUCAUUUAAAUCAUGAAGCAGUACGGCUAACAAGGAGAGGAGGACAUGUUUUAAAAUCCACAAAGUUUCUCUUCUACUUAAGACGGAAAAAUAAACAUGUAUGCUCUCUUCUUUACUAAAAUAAUUAAAUAUCUAUUCACAAGCUACAUCAGACUUACUCUACCUGUUUGA